AAUUAUACUUCGUGUCUCGCCCUUCGAGAUUACGAAGGUAGUAUCACUACUUCGUGCCUAACCAGUCACAAUUUUAGAGCAAAGGAAAAUUUUCAAUUUGCCGCCGCCUGCCCCACUCCGCGGCUCCGCGCCUUCGCACGGCUGCCACUUCCAUCGUCAUUCGUUUUCUUUGUGCCAGACAAGUCACAGCUAGAGCGUAAUUUCCAGAAUUUUAUUUUGAAAAGUUUUAGGUUUUGGAAAAUGGGUAAAAGUAAGAAGAGAUCACGCAGUAAAGAGAAGGAAAACAACGAGUUAUGGAAAAGAAUAAAGAUUCUAGAAAGCCUGGUUGCAUCUAGCUUACCAAGACAUCCGUUACGAGAGAAAACUAAGGACAACGAAAAAUCUGAUUCGCCGGAAACAUCACUGCAUAUAUCCCAGGUAGAAAAUACAGGUAGACUGGACAGAAUGUUGAGUCCAUCAGAAGAGUCUAGGGCAGAUAGUGAAAAUCGGAAUUCUCCAGAAAUUCAAUCCGAGAAUGUCCAGACCGUAAUCACAGCGGCCUUACCUCAACAGACUGAAGCUCGGGAAACAAAGAUUACACCUCUCACUAAUCAAAUAGACCAGGAUAAAGAAGACAUCUUCGAUUUGGACGAAGAAACAUUAAAAAUCAUCGGCGAAGAGCCCCCAGAGAACCAAAAAGAGCUUGAAAUUCACUCUAGCCUGGUAAACCGUUGGAAUCCUUGGUUAAAUCAGGGACUAAAGAAGGAGGUAAGAGACGAAUUACUCAAGAAGUACCCUAGAGCAGGGACUUGCCCUUUAGAACCACCAAUUCUUAACCAAGAACUGAGCACAUUAAACGCUAAUAUCCUUAAAAAGGAUAGAUACUUUGCUUUCACCCAAAAACUAGCCGGUUCAGCUCUUUCUGCACUAGCCCCGGUCAUAACAGAUUUAGUUCCUAUGAAGUCAGCGGAAGCGAAAAGAAGGUUAGAAAAGCUUUGGGACGCAGCUCAGCUGUUAGCGGAAAUUCACCAUUCUCAAACAAUAGCUAGAAGAGCCUGUAUCCUACCAAGCGUCUCAAAGCAGAUGGCUGAGCAGCUGCUACAAAGGAAAGCAGACAAAUACUUAUUUGGUGAAAACUUGUGCGAAAAAAUUAAAGAGGUCAAAAUGAUUAAUAAAAUAGGACAGGAUAUAAAAAUACAACCACAGAAAACCAUAUCUAACACACCAAGCUCGUCAAACUGGAAAGGCCCACUGGUAUCCCAGAAGUCGACGACCCAGUCGGGCCCCAGAUACCGACCUCAACAACCAAGGAAGUCGACAGCAUCGGACUCAACGAAGAAGUCUUACCCGAGAUCGAAUUACUAUCGAGACCGCUCCCGGUAUCGAGACAGAGCCAGGCAUCACUAGAGUCAAACCAGGUCAUUACAUUGGCUGGACGACUAACAAGUUUCAUAAAUACUUGGAAAACCAUCACAUCCGAUCCUUUCAUCCUGGAAUGCGUAAAAGGUUAUAAGAUACCUUUUAAGUCUUUACCUAAUCAAUCUCAGAUCCCUACCAUGAGAAGUUGGCAUCAAUCUGAAUAUCUUGAACUACAAAAAGAGAUAGAUCGCCUUCUGUCAAUUGGAGCAAUAGUUCCUUGCGACCCAACAGAAGGUCAAUUUCUUUCAGAUUACUUUUUAGCAAAAAAGCCGGAUGGCAGUAACCGGUUUAUUUUAAAUCUUAAAAAACUAAAUCUUUUUGUAGAAACAGAACAUUUCAAAUUGGAAGAUCUUAGAGCUGUAUGUAGAUUACUAGAGCCUAAUAUGUUUAUGGGAUCAAUUGACUUAAAAGAGGCUUAUUUUCCUUAUCUCUAUACAUAAGAAUUAUAGAAAGUUUCUCCGCUUCAGGGUUAAUUCUCAAGUUUACGAGUUCACUUGCCUACCCUUUGGACUUAGUUCAAGUACCCUGGUAUUCACAAAGAUAAUGAAACCAGUAAUGAACAGCUUAAGACUACGCGGAUUUUUAUCGGUUAUUUACCUAGAUGACAUCCUAUGUUUGGGUGAAACGAAAUCAGACUGCUGGAUCAAUAUUCAAACCACUUUUAAUUUUUUAAGAGGGUUAGGUUUUAUAAUAAAUGAGAAAAAAUCCAAAUUAAAUCCGGAACGUAUCUGUAAAUAUUUAGGAUUUGUCAUAAACUCCGCUCAAAUGACAAUAGAAUUACCACGAAAGAAAAAAGCAAAUUUAAUAAAUCAGGUUUGUAAGAUGGAAAGAAAAGAAACCUGUUCAAUUCGAGAAUUCGCCCAAUUCAUAGGCCUAUUAGUAGCGAGUUGCCCAGGCGUUGAAUACGGCAUGAUACAUUCUAAGUCAUUAGAAGUAGCAAAAUUGCGGGCGUUAGAAGAAAAUAACGGUAACUUUGAAAAAAUAAUGAAAAUUCCAAAAUCAAUUAAGAAAGAUUUAAGUUGGUGGAAAAAUAAUUUAGAGCCUUCCUACAAGACAAUAAAAUCAAUGAAUUUUGCGAGAGAAAUUUUUUCAGACGCUAGUAAAACAGGCUGGGGAGCUUUCUGUAACGGUAAAAAAGCCUACGGUCACUGGACCUCCAAACAAUCAGAAUUACACAUAAACCAACUAGAACUAAAAGCUGCACUCUUAGCACUAAAAUCCUUUGCUAAUGAUCUUACGAAUCGUGAAAUUCUUCUCAGGAUAGAUAAUAUCGACAGCCAUGGCCUAUAUUAAUAAAAUGGGCGGUGUAAAGGUAGAGUAUUUACAUACGGACGCCGAGGAAUUUUGGAACUGGUGUGAAGAGCGACGACUGUGGGUAUUUGCCGAAUAUAUUUCUUCCAGAGAGAACAAAGAAGCAGAUACCUUGUCGUAGAAUACAAAAUAAAGAUAUUGAAUGGGAACUGGCAGAUUAUGCAUUUCGUGAAAUCCAAGUACGAUUUGGAAAUCCCGAGAUUGACCUAUUUGCUUCAAAAAAUAAUACAAAGUGUGAGAUUUACUGCUCAUGGGAAAGGGAUCCUGACGCAUUUGUUACUAAUGCUUUUACACUCUCAUGGUCAAACUUAAACUUUUACGCAUUCCCACCCUUUGGCAUAAUUGCCAAAGUACUUCAAAAAAUUAAAAACGAUAAAGCUUCUGGAAUUGUAAUAGUACCCCUCUGGUCUAACCAAAUAUGGUUCCCAGUAUUUAUGAAACUACUCAAAGGAUCAUAUUUAGAGUUCCACCGAAAUGCCAAUCUUUUACUCUCAUCUUGCAGAACACGACGCCAUCCUUUAGCAUUCAAACUUACCCUGGUUGCCGCCAGAUUAUCAGCGAAGCCUUCAGACGAAGAGGAACAUCAGAGGAUGCAGCGGACAUAAUGCUAAAAGCAUGGGAAGAUUCAACAAUCAACCAGUAUAAUAACGCAACUAAAAUUAUGGUGGAAUUGGAACAGCACACAAAAUACCGAUCCUUUUGACGUAUCAAUAUCCAAAGUCUUAGAAUUUCUAACCUUAAGAUAUCAAAACGGCGCAAACUAUGGAACAUUGAAUUCAUCAAGAUCAGCAUUAGCAACAAUAUCCACGGAAGACAUCGGAACUAAUGAUUUAGUCAAAAAAUUCAUUAAGGGAUCAUCGAAAACAAGACCAAACAAGCCGAGGUACGAUUCGACGUGGGAUGUUGAUCCCGUAUUAAAAGGACUACAGAAGUGGUUUCCGUUAGAAUUAUUAACCUUAAAACAGCUUUCACAAAAACUGGUCCUCCUAUUGGCACUUGGGACAGCCCAUAGAUUACAAACUCUGGCCUUAAUCAAGAUCUCUAAUAUAUCUUCUUCUGACAAAGGACUAGAAGUAAAAAUUCCAGACAGAAUAAAAUCGUCAAGAGUAGGAACCAAGCAACCACUUUUAAAACUUCCUUUUUUCAAGGAAAAGCCGGGUUUGUGCAUUGCAAAGACCUUGUUACAUUACCUGAAAGUCACACAAGGUCUACGAAACGGAGAAGACACACUAUUUAUCUCCUUCCAGAGGCCACAUAAGAAAGUAAAAAAGGAUACCCUAGGGAAAUGGUUAAAAUCAAGCUUGAUCCUUUUCGGAGUAGACAGAAAAUUCACACCACAUAGCACUAGACACGCUUCAACCUCAAAGGCCUUUGAGAAAGGAGUAAGCAUUGAGGAGAUUAAAAGAAUAGCUGGAUGGUCUUCGAAUUCCAAAGUGUUCGCGGAUUUCUAUAACCGCCCUAUAAUUAGUACACAAGAGACUUUUGCGAGAACGGUAUUAUCACCUAAUAACUAGAAUAUAACAAUUGUUUUCUUUUAAGUAAAAAAUUUUAUUUUUCCUUUGCUUUAAAUAAAGUAAUAUAUAUAUUAU
This is a messenger RNA of Linepithema humile (Argentine ant), 4298 nucleotides long. Lineage: Eukaryota; Metazoa; Arthropoda; Insecta; Hymenoptera; Formicidae. The record is from RefSeq and is a predicted model, not a curated record.